Molecule: messenger RNA, 1869 nt
Organism: Populus trichocarpa (black cottonwood)
Lineage: Eukaryota; Viridiplantae; Streptophyta; Magnoliopsida; Malpighiales; Salicaceae
Exons: 9
Coding region: 59-1225 (388 amino acids)
Source: RefSeq, a predicted model, not a curated record
CCGUAUCAAGAGAGACCAACAAGCUAAGCAGAAAAACAAAAACCCACCAAAACCCACCAUGCUUUCCGUCUCAGUAACAAGGCCAUUGACAUUCAAAAUCUCUCCUCCAUCUCCAGCCUUCUCUCUCAGAACCCACAUGGAGUCUCCACCAAGAACCCACUUUACCCCUACUUCACAUUCUCCUCAAACAAACCCUGAUAUAAAAGACACUAGUGAUGGGUUUACCAUAACUUUACAGGAAUGGCAAGGAUGGGGUGCAGUAUCUCCACUACCUGCUAAAGUUGUGGAGAUUGUUAAGGAUUUGCAGCUUUUGGAGAAAUCGACUGAGGUCCAGAUGAGCUUUAGUGGGCAUCGUGGCAAACUAGAGGGGGAUUUUGGAAUGCAAGAGAACAAGAAACAUAGAGCAACAUAUCAGGCUUUAGGUGAUUCUGAGAAGAAGCUCCAGUUCUUUUCAGCUCGACAGAUAGCUUGUCGUUUGCUUGGAAGUAGAGGUUACCUCUGCCAGAAGUGCUGGCUUCCUCUAGAAGAAGAUUGUAUGUGUUCAAAAGUCAAGCCCAGCUCUCUAUGGCGUGGCAUAAGGUUUUGGUUGUAUAUGCAUCCAAAGGAUUUUCUACGACAAAACAACACUGGAAAGUUGUUAUGGCAAGUACUUGGUGUUGAAUCAGCUACUUUAUGCCUCUAUGGGAUUGCUGAAGAUGAAGAAAUAAUGUGGAAUGCAUGUAAGAUUGCAGGAAAGGACAAGGUUUGGUGCCUUUAUCCCAACAAGAAUGUAGCAACAAAAUCAGUGCAGGAUGCUGUUUGUCAGGAAAUUUCAGCAGAUCCAGAAUGCAACACAACCAUGACAAAUGAAUAUAAACCUUUAAAUUUCAUUUUGAUUGAUGGUACAUGGAGCAACUCUGCCGCAAUGUUCAACCGCUUAAAGGAGAAGACAAAGUCAGUAUGGGGAGUGGAGGAUCUUCCCUGCAUAUCCCUCUCUGCAGGUGUAUCUACAAUGCACAAACUUCGGCCCCAGCCAUCAUGGGAUCGUACCUGUACAGCUGCAGCAGCCAUUGGCCUGCUGUCCGAGCUACAAGUACUUCCACAGUUCAGCUCCUAUGGAUUGGAUAAACAGAAUGAAGCGCUGGAGAAUGCUGUAGAUGUUUUAUUAGAAGCACUAACUGCUCGACGUCUUAGGAUGGGCCGUUCCAUAACCCGAAGACUGAGGCACAGCAGCAACAUCUGUUAAGGCCAACCUAAAAUUGAUAUUAUUUAUCUGUGGGGAAAAUGUUAAAACUACUGAGUUCUGUUGUCAGUGCUGCUAUUAUUGACUGCUUUUAUGUCUCUCAAAAUGGAAUUCAUUCGUCACAAAAUUCAACUUUGGUUUUGUCUUCAGUGCCCAUUCAUCCUCCAGCAGCGUGCUCGAGCAUUCUCUUCAAGCAACAAUCUCCUUAACAUUAAGUUGUUCUUUUUGUUAUAGGUUACUGCGUUUCUCUUUUGGCCAUGAUGCAGGCUUGUGAGGUGCAUUUUGUAAUUUCUAAGCUGCACCACGUGGUUUUUCUCUUCAACCUCUCAUUGACUUUGCAAUUCAGAGAAUGAUGGGAUACUGGAUAAAUCUGAGAACACUGGUACUAAUUGAAGUCAUUUAGUAGCGUACUUUAUAAUCGGCUCCUAGUUCGGUAGUUCGUAUUAUGUCAAAUUGGAAGACUAUGGGAGAGGUGGAGGGCAUCAUUUGCAAUGUGCAGAAAUAGCUGCAACCAGAAAGCAUACAAUAAUGUAGUGGAUUUUCUUCCCUUGUGUACUUCUGAGAGUUGGUUCACUUUGAUUUGACGUUUUACACUGUAAUGGAUAACAGCAUCUUCUAACCCAUAUAUUGCAGCAAUUUUGGCUCCC